Messenger RNA from Oryza brachyantha (malo sina), 3341 nucleotides. Its product is annotated as serine/threonine-protein kinase pakF-like. The record is from RefSeq and is a predicted model, not a curated record. Lineage: Eukaryota; Viridiplantae; Streptophyta; Magnoliopsida; Poales; Poaceae. Gene Ontology annotation, biological process: protein phosphorylation. The coding region runs from base 377 to 3199 and encodes 940 amino acids. The transcript has 9 exons. Gene Ontology annotation, molecular function: ATP binding; protein kinase activity.
AAAAAACGGAAAAGAAAAGGAGGCAGGCGAAUUGCUCAACGGAACGGCGCGAGAGGGAGAGAGCGGUUGCGUUGCCAGCAACAGCAGCGGCAGGCAGAGCCGACGGCUAUAAUGGUGGGAGAGAGAAACCAGACAGAGCGAGAAAGAAACCACCACGACCCUCUCUGGUAGGAGAGAGAGAGAGAGAGCAACGGAACAAGAAGGCACGGCCAGCGAGAGAGAGAGAGAGAGAGAGGGGGCGCGACGGUUGCCAAGAGGAGCGAGCGAACCAACGGCAGGCAUCGCCGCGGCGCUCGAGGCAGGAAACGACGGGAGUAGCAGCCAUGGUGGUGGGCUUGCCUUGGGAGUCGUGACCGCGCGGUUGAUUGAUUGAGAGAUGAAGGUAUCCAAGAAGCAGCAGCCGCAAGGAGGGAAGGAGGAGGAGGAGGAGGCCAUGGCCGCCGCCGCCGGAGCGGCGAUCCAGGCGGAGGAAGGGUGCUCCGCGGAGGAGAGCCAGGACGGGGCCGUCGCUGCCGUCGCCGGUGGGAUGGACGGCGGCGAGGGGGAAGGCAGGACGCUGCUGGUGGGCGUGCAGGCGGACGCCGCGAGCCGGACGCUGCUGACGUGGACGUUCAUCAAUGUCGCCGCCCCCGGCGACCGCAUCGUUGCCGUCCACGUCGUGCUGGCCUCCGCGCCGGGGGCGGCCACCGCUGUCGACUUCGACACCAUGCUCGCCGUCUACGAGGGCUUCUGCAAUCUCAAGCAGAUCAAUCUAAAGCUGAAGAUUUGCAAGGACUCCUCGGUCCGCAAGGCGCUGGUUCGCGAGGCCAACUUGUUUGGGGCUUCCAAGGUUAUCGUCGGCAUCGCCAAGAAGAAGCGCGGAAUUUCGUCCGUGCAUUCUGUCGCCAAAUACUGCUCAAAGAAGCUGCCGGCGAAGUGCGCGGUGCUCGCCGUGGACAGUGGCAAGAUCGUCUUCCGGAGAGAAUCCAAUGUCCACUCAGGCAAGGUCUCCGCGGAGCUUCCUGGCUGUGGUGAUAAUGAGAUGUAUUGCGAGAUGCCGUUCCUGGCCCGUCACUGUAAAGAGGAACCUUUACCUUUAAAUGAACCCAAAGAUGGUGGUGGUGGGGGCGAGGAAGAAGAGCAUGAUGUUGGCACAAAGGGCACCCAGCCGGUGAACAACGUCUCCGGAGAACAGCAGCCUUCCGGUGCAGAUCCGGCUGAGUUGCCGCGAGAUCAGGUUCGGGCUGAUGUCGGUCCAUCUGACAAGGGCGAAGAGUUGACUGCCGAUCAGAAAGAUGAGAUUUCUGAGCUUCCUGGUGAGGGUGCUAGCGUUUUGUAUUGUGUGUUGCCAGAGAGGAAUGGUCAUUCAGCUGCAAGCACUUCAAGUCGGCAAUCCGGUGAUUUGGCCGAGCCACCAGCUGAAGGGGAUGGGGAACUGUACUGCAUUUUGCCCCCAAGAACUGGCCAUUCAGGCAGGAGUAGCGGCGAUUCUAGCCGUUCAACUGUGAGUCUGAAGCACGAUGAUUCUGCCACUCUGUCAGCUGAAGCAGACGGUGAACUGUACUGCCGGUUGCCAAGAACUGGCCGUUCAGGUAGAAGUUCUGGGGGAUCCAAGCGUUCCUUCAGUGCAAAGGGUUUGAUUAGGCGCAGCAGUAGUUUCUCCAGUGAUAUUCAAUUGAAUUCGGAGACAUCACCCAGCAAGAAGGAUGGCUCAGUUUGCGCGAUUGCAACUGAACGGACUUCAUCCAUGGUAUCUACAGAAGCUGAGGAUUCACCAAAAAACGCUGCGCAGAAUGUCGAUACACCCUCUAGCUCUCCAUUGUCUCUAAGAAGGAUGAUAGAGGGAAGGCCUGACCGAUGUCGACUUCGAAGGAGGAUCUUCAAUCAUCAAAGAAGCUCAUCUUUCGAAUGGGCCAAAAUUUCCAUGGUUCAAUGGGCAAUGAGGCUUCCAAGCCGUUAUACUUCAGUUUCAGACAAUAAAUCAUUGAAAUCAGAUGCAAGUCCAAGAUUGAAUUGUGAUUCUGAGUGUGAAUCCACCUCAGCUGUUGACACGGAAUCUUUAUUUUCGUUCUCUUUAUAUGAUAUGGCAUGGCCUCCAAGUGAACUAGAAUCACUUCAAGAGAAGUCCUCUUCAACGUGUAGGCUGUUCACCUAUGAAGAGCUGAAACUUGCUACGUCAAACUUCUCACAAGAUAUGUUAAUUGGAAAGGGAGGAACAAGCCAAGUUUACAAGGCACUGCUAUUUGAUGGCACAUUAUCAGCUGUUAAGAUUCUGAAACCUUCUGUUGAUGCACUACAAGAGUUUAUCACAGAAGUGGAGAUUGCUACCAGUUUGCAGCAUGACAAUAUUGUCUCACUAAGAGGAUUCAGUUCUGAUAACUACAGUCUUGUGUUAGUAUAUGAUUACAUGCCCCAGGGAAGCUUAGACAAAGCACUUCAUGGCAAGCAUGAAAGCAAGGAUAGCCUUAGCUGGGAGAAGAGAAACAACAUAGCAAUUGGGACAGCAAAAGCACUUGAAUAUCUUCAUCAUGGAAGUGUCACCCAAUCUGUGAUUCAUGGAGAUGUCAAAUCUUCAAAUAUCCUCCUCUCAGAGGAUUUUCAGGCACAGCUUUGUGAUUUUGGGUUGGCAAAGCAAGUGUCAACUUCAACUCCCCACCUAACAUGUACUGACAUCACGGGAACUUUCGGAUACCUGGCCCCCGAAUAUUUUUCACAUGGGAAGGUCAAUGAGAAGAUUGAUGUGUAUGCAUUUGGAGUUGUAAUACUGGAGAUUAUUUCAGGAAGAAAGCCUAUUAGAACAGGAUGUGCAAAGGGUCAGGAAAGCCUGGUUGGAUGGGCAAAGCCGCUACUAUCAAAUGGGGAAAUUAAGCAAUUGGUUGACCCCUUUCUGGGAAAUGAUUAUGACUGUGAUGAAAUGGAGCGGAUGACUCUCGCUGCUUCGCUAUGCACAAGGACAUCUUCUCAUUCCCGACCUGAAAUGUCACAGAUCUUGAAACUGCUUGAAGGAGACGACGAGACGAUCCACUGGGCACGGUCACAGGUCACCGCUAGCUUCGACGGAUCAGACGAGGAGGCUGUUGCUCCUGACUCAAACAUGCAGUCACACCUGAACCUUGCGUUGCUCGGCGUGGACGAUGACACCCUCUCGCACUGCAGCACUGAACAGACCAUGGACACUUCAGCUGACGGGUACUGGAGCCGGUCAUCGAGCUUCGACUAACCUACUUCUUUCUUGACAACCAUUGUUGCAAGCCAUACGAAUGGAGCUGUGUGUAUAGUUAGUUUCUCAAUUCUCAUACCUUCUUUGUUGUCGAUUGGUUGGAAUGUUGAAUGCAAUGGAAAGUGAAAUGGAGUGAGAGGAU